Lobosporangium transversale is the source of this 697-nucleotide messenger RNA. RefSeq lists its product as hypothetical. The record is from RefSeq and is a predicted model, not a curated record. Lineage: Eukaryota; Fungi; Mortierellomycota; Mortierellomycetes; Mortierellales; Mortierellaceae. The transcript has 2 exons. Bases 27 to 557 code for a protein of 176 amino acids.
CCCUUCUCAAACUCAUACAAUACAUCAUGAAGUUCUCUCUCUCUCUCGCUGUCCUUGCCCUUGCUGCCUCCCAGGCCAUGGCUGUUGUUCCCAUUCCAGUCAAGAACUGCACUAAGUCUAUCAUCGUCCCACCUGAUGCCGGAACUUGUCUUGCAUUCGCUAAAGCACAUGGAGUCACCUUCCAGGACCUUCAGAAAUGGAACGAGAAGCUUAGGGACGACUGCGCGAACCUCGAUGAAGGCCAACCCAUCUGUGUCUCCGUCACUGCUGGUGAUUGCUGCUUGGCUCUCACUCCAUCCCCUGUAAUUCCGAAAUCCACUACAGUGUCCGGUGCUCCCACUGGCGCCCCUACUGGUGUUCCUACUGGUGCUCCCACUACUGCCCCCGCUGGUGUCCCCACUGGUGCUCCCACCACUGCCCCUGCUGGCACUCCCGCACGCACAUCCGCUCCUGCCGGUAGCUCGCCUUCUACCCUGCCCAGCAGCGCAAACGGAAACAAGGCAUCUAUCGUUCUUGGUGCUGCUGGUGUCCUUUUGUCGGCCGUUUACAUGCUUUAAAUUAGGCAACCUUCAUUGUAUUAGUAUAUCCCGUUUAAUAAUUCCGUAAUCCUUACUUAUCCAAAAAUAAUAUCCUUCACAUAAAAGAAAAAAGAUAUUGUGCAAAAUUACUGAAAAUGUUUUCUGGAUGUUAUAAUCAA